Lemur catta (Ring-tailed lemur) is the source of this 3033-nucleotide messenger RNA. It is a transcript of the gene HGF, whose product is annotated as hepatocyte growth factor. The transcript has 20 exons. Gene Ontology annotation, biological process: positive regulation of protein phosphorylation; hepatocyte growth factor receptor signaling pathway; negative regulation of apoptotic process. Gene Ontology annotation, molecular function: signaling receptor binding; serine-type endopeptidase activity. The record is from RefSeq and is a predicted model, not a curated record. Bases 23 to 2587 code for a protein of 854 amino acids. NCBI's taxonomy places the organism in Eukaryota, Metazoa, Chordata, Mammalia, Primates, Lemuridae.
GCAGCUCUUUUGCUUUCUUCUUAUGCUGCUUCCCCUUCCUCUUUUCCCAAAUAGAUAUGUAAACACAUGUAUUUUCCUGUUUAAAUUUAGCGAAUUGGUCCUCUGCCUGUGCCUUGAUUUAGCUAUUGGGCUGAGCCUGGCUUCUCCCUUCCCUGCUCGGAUAGGAGCCACUGGGAUCUGGAGCUCCAGCUUCCAAAUUGAAGCUGGCCUCAGGCCAGGCACUGACUCGGCACAGGAUUCACUCACCCGGGCAUCUCCUCCAGUGGGAUCCGCCAGCACGGCCAGCAGCACCAUGUGGGUGACCAAACUUCUGCCAGUCCUGCUGCUGCAGCAUGUCCUCCUCCAUCUCCUUCUGCUUCCCAUCGCCAUCCCCUAUGCAGAGGGACAGAAGAAAAGAAGAAAUACACUUCAUGAAUUCAAAAAAUCAGCAAAGACUACUCUAAUCAAAGAAGACCCAUUUCUGAAGAUAAAAACCAAAAAAAUGAACACUGCAGACCAGUGUGCUAAUAGAUGUAUUAGGAAUAAGGGACUUCCAUUCACUUGCAAGGCCUUUGUUUUUGAUAAAACAAGAAAACGAUGCCUCUGGUUCCCUUUCAAUAGCAUGUCAAGUGGAGUGAAAAAAGAGUUUGGCCAUGAGUUUGACCUCUAUGAAAACAAAGACUACAUUAGGAACUGCAUCAUUGGUAAAGGAGGCAGCUACAAGGGAACUGUAUCUAUCACUAAGAGCGGCAUCAAAUGCCAGCCCUGGAAUUCCAUGAUACCACACGAACACAGCUUUUUGCCUUCGAGCUAUCGGGGUAAAGACCUACAGGAAAACUACUGUCGAAAUCCUCGAGGGGAAGAAGGGGGACCGUGGUGUUUCACAAGCAAUCCAGAGGUACGCUACGAAGUCUGUGACAUUCCUCAGUGUUCAGAAGUUGAAUGCAUGACCUGCAAUGGGGAAAGUUAUCGAGGCCCCAUGGAUCAUACAGAAACAGGCAAGAUUUGUCAGCGUUGGGAUCAUCAGACGCCACACCGGCACAAAUUCUUGCCCGAAAGAUAUCCCGACAAGGGCUUUGAUGAUAAUUAUUGCCGCAAUCCUGAUGGCAAGCCGAGGCCAUGGUGCUAUACUCUUGACCCUGACACCCCCUGGGAGUACUGUGCAAUUAAAAUGUGUGCAGCUUACAGUCCUGUAAAUGAUACUGAUGUCCCUACGGAAACAACUGAAUGCAUUCAAGGUCAAGGAGAAGGUUACAGGGGCACCAUCAAUACUAUUUGGAAUGGAAUCCCAUGUCAACGUUGGGAUUCUCAGUAUCCUCACCAGCAUGACAUAACUCCUGAAAAUUUCAAGUGCAAGGACCUAAGAGAAAAUUAUUGCCGAAAUCCAGAUGGGGCUGAGUCACCCUGGUGUUUUACCACUGAUCCAAACAUCCGAGUUGGCUACUGCUCCCAAAUUCCAAACUGUGACGUGUCAAGUGGACAAGUGCCAUUGUUCAUGAGCAACUCUGAAAAUAGAGCUGUAGAGGGAAGAGGGGAUGAGUCUCCUUUCAGUCAAUUUCACUAUUCUUUGGCAGAUUUUAAAGAUUGUUAUCGUGGGAAUGGCAAAAAUUAUAUGGGCAAUUUAUCCAAAACAAGAUCUGGACUAACAUGUUCAAUGUGGGACAAGAACAUGGAAGAUUUACACCGCCAUAUCUUCUGGGAACCAGAUGCUAGCAAGCUGAAUAAGAAUUACUGCCGCAAUCCCGACGAUGAUGCCCACGGCCCCUGGUGUUACACGGGGAAUCCUCUCAUUCCCUGGGAUUAUUGCCCUAUUUCUCGUUGUGAAGGUGAUACCACACCUACAAUAGUAAAUUUAGACCAUCCUGUAAUAUCUUGCGCCAAAACAAAACAAUUGCGAGUUGUAAAUGGGAUUCCAACACGAACAAAUGUGGGAUGGAUGGUUAGUUUGAAAUACAGAAAUAAACAUAUCUGCGGAGGAUCAUUGAUAAAAGAAAGUUGGGUUCUAACCGCAAGACAGUGUUUCCCUUCUAGAAACAAAGACUUGAAAGAUUAUGAAGCUUGGCUUGGAAUUCAUGAUGUCCACGGAAGAGGAGAUGAGAAACGCAAACAGGUUCUCAAUGUUUCCCAGCUAGUAUAUGGACCUGAAGGAUCAGAUCUGGUUUUACUGAAGCUUGCUAGGCCUGCUGUUCUGGACGAUUUUGUUAGUACGAUUGAUUUACCUAACUAUGGAUGCACAAUUCCUGAAAAGACCACUUGCAGUGUUUAUGGCUGGGGCUACACCGGAUUGAUCAACUCUGAUGGUCUGUUACGAGUAGCACAUCUCUACAUCAUGGGAAAUGAGAAAUGCAGCCAGCAUCAUCAAGGGAAGGUGACUCUGAAUGAGUCAGAAAUAUGUGCUGGGGCUGAAAAGAUUGGAUCAGGACCAUGUGAGGGGGAUUAUGGUGGCCCACUUGUUUGUGAACAGCAUAAAAUGAGAUUGGUUCUUGGUGUCAUUGUUCCUGGUCGUGGAUGUGCCAUUCCAAAUCGUCCCGGUAUUUUUGUCCGAGUAGCAUAUUAUGCAAAAUGGAUACACAAAAUUAUUUUAACAUAUAAGGUACCACAGUCAUAGCUGAAGUAAGUGUGCCUGAAGCAUCCAUCAAUACAGCUCUCUUUUACAUGAAGAUUUCAAAGAAUGUGGAAUUAAAAUGUCACUUAAAACAAUCCUAAGACAACUACUUGAGAGUCAUGUUUGUUAAAAUACUCAUUAAUAUUUGUGGGUGUUUUCUGUUGUUUUGUUUGUUAGUGUUAUUUUGUAAAUGUUGAAAUGAGUUAAGGUACAUGCAAGUGUAGUAACAUAUUUCCUGAAGAUACUUGAAUGGAUUAAAAAAUGCAAAGGUAUAAUUUCUGGAUGAUAAAAGAUUUAAUGGAAAAGAUCAAUUAAUCUCUCUACGCUGCUUUCCAAGGUUAGUUUCUUAAUGAUGAAUAAACCAUAAGUUAAAUGUAACUUUAACCUCACCGAAACAAUUUACCCCUUGGGUCCUUAAAUUGUAACUCUGUAUUAAAUUAUAUUACAUU